This is a messenger RNA of Symbiodinium sp. CCMP2456, 1362 nucleotides long. Lineage: Eukaryota; Dinophyceae; Suessiales; Symbiodiniaceae. The record is from the annotation of a GenBank genome assembly.
AUGCAUCUUUGCAGGUUUGUUUCUGUGCUCCAGGCUUCGCAGAGACGCCCCGACCGGUCGUCGCAUUUUUCGCUCUCGUUGUCUGUGACAUUGGAUCCGAUGUGCGGCUGUCUUCGCGUUCUGCUGGCAAUUAUGCUGGAUCUGGCAUAUGGCACCUAUGAUGGCCAGCUGCCAGAAGACAUCUGUGACACGACCGGCCAAUGCGAAGUCUCUCUCCGGCAGCUGCGAGGGGAGGUGAAGUUGCAGCAGGACAUGAACAUGUGGCGCCAGAAUGAAAGUGCGGAUGCAGCGAUGCAUGCUGACAGGGUCGAGGCGAUCUUGGACGUGUAUUUCAAGGACAUCAACAUGACCGGGGGUCGCAUCGCGAAGGCAAUCCGGUUUGAACACACUUGGGCCGCGUGUGCCAAUGUGGACUGGACGCAAGAGGCGUCGGAGUACGACUCCACAGGAAGGCUCACGGAAAUGAGGAAGCGGCUGGGAGUGGAUGCGUACUGUGCCAAGAACAAAACGGACGUCACAUGCCUGGCAAUUGAGGUGUUGGACGGCACGGGUGUGGUGGGAUACGGUGUUUGCUCAAUUCUCCGAACGGUUCUGACCGGCAGCCCAAACCAACAGCGACAGGGAACGUGCGGGUGGGUUUCGAGCCUCGGGGCACUGAGCUGGGCAGCCCCGGCCCAGGCAAUCAAGAUGGGUAUGCGACUCUUCUGGACCGGAACCAUGUUGAAGUCCAUUAAGACGUGUGCUAACAUCUAUGACUUGCAGCCAGGACUUGUGCCCCUGGCGAGAGGUGAUGAGAUUAGCCUUAAAUCCGAGGCGCGGGUGCUCUGUUACAAACGCUGCCACACCUCCGAGGAAUGGGUGCCGGUACAAGCUUCUGGGCUGACGGCCAUGUGGACCUAUGCAUUGAUGAGCAGCUUCCUUGAACAUCCCCAGGGUUGUCCGGGCCAGAACAUAGACCAGAAUCUAGCCGUGUGUAAGCGGCUCAUCAGCCCGGACUGUGACAUAGCCUACCUGGAUGACAGGGGCGAUUCGGUCGCUUUGGAACGGGCUUGCAAGGUCGUCGAGAACGAGGGUGUGGUGUUGACUUGCGUCGACGGUAGACCCCUCGCGGCCGCCUCCCAGAUUCCAUCGCGGCCCGGGCUCGUAGUGGGCGGUUUACUUGCCAAAUUCGGUGUUGGAGAACAGUGCAAUCAUAUGACCUACCUCCAGAGCUGCGACCCGGAAGGGGACAGCUACGCCAUUUGGAGUUGGGGAGGUGCCCGGUACCUUACCAAGGAGAAUCUCAUCGGUUCCACGACGUCUCCUGGCAAGCUCCUCCAGGCAACGGUUUUUGCAUGGAAGGUGCACAUCUUCGAUGAGUAA